AUGACCUCUAUAAACCAUCCUAAUAACUUGUGCCUUGUCACCCUUCCCUUCCCUUCUUCCACCUCUUGCCACUGCCCUGACCAUGUGCCUCCUAGGGAGCUUGACAAGAAAUUUGAUGAAAAUAAAAAGUGCGAAAUAACCUCAAAUAACAAUCCUACUAACAUCCUUACUAACCUCUGCACUGGCCUCGAAACCUUCCUCGGCUUUAACCCUGAGACAAAAGGCUACGACGGCAGUGGCAUUGUGUACUCUGACCUUGACAGGCUGUGUGAUGCAGUGAUGGGAUUUUUGAGUGGUGUUCUCAGUAACAUCAAAGACCAUUUAGGGCAGCAUAAAGAUACUUUAGAAGAUGCAAUUGACACUCUUAACACCAAUAAACACGCCGGUAAAAAAGGUUUUAGUGUUGCGAUUGUAAAGGUGGUCGAAGGGGUGGGGAGGUAUAAUAAGGCAGUUAAAAAGUCAAAUGAUCAAGUUAAAAACAUCGUCACAGAUCUACAAGGCUACACUGAAAAUGGAGGUAAGUUACGUGUUUAUCUUAAUACUUUGCAGAAUCUGGAGAGCUCUUCACAUGAAGAUGUUAACAAGGCCAAGCAGCAAGUGGAAGAGAAGCUGCAAGAAUCCCAACGGGAAGCGAGAAACUUCACUGACGCAUUAGAUACAACAAAUACUAAAAAUCUUAAUGUAGACGCCAUUAAUGAUCUUAAUGAUAAAGUAAAACAGAAACUUGCUAACGUGCGUAGUACUGUGAUGUAUGAAAACGGGCGGUUGGAGGCGGUCAAGGCGCACGCAGAGGGGGAGUUGGCAGAGACGAUAAAAAAAGUUGGUGAAGCGUUAAGGGCUUUGAAAGUAAGUGUAGAUUGUAAUAUAAGUGAACAAGUGACAUUGCUGGUUAAUGAUUUGAAAACAAGGGUAGAGAAGAUUUUGCAACUCUUGAAGACCAUUCAUAGUAUGCUGAUCGCUUACGUUCAAGAGGUGGGUGAGUGGAUUACCAAGGCAGAACCAGCCGUUCACGCAGCGUUGGAGAAAGUGGAACAAAUAAUUAGGGAAGCGAAUGCAGGUGACCAGAGCAAACAACCGGCGCAGAUUAUAGCGGUGGCCGACCAGUUGAAAGUGCAGGCUGACUUACUGUAUGCAUCUGGUACUGCGGCGAAGGAGAGAGUUAUUGCGGAAGUGAAAACAGCGCUUGAGGCUGUGAGAAAAAUGGAUGGGGAAUUGAAGGAGGAUUUGUAUGGAGUUAAGAAAGCAGUAGAGGGGCAGGUUACUAAAAUUAAGGAGGCGAUCGGACAAGUGUACAAUAAUGUAACCGGCAAGCAAGGUCCAGUAGGAGAGGAGAAUAAGAGUAUCGAAAAGGUGAUAGAACACAUUAAAGAAAAGAUAUACAAUAUUGAGGGGCAUGUUGGUGAACCGAUUAACGGUGGAGGACCUCUGGCUGGGACGGAUGAGAGUAUAUAUAAGAAUUGGGGUGCUCUAAAAAGUAAAAUAAUGACGGCGGUCAAUGAAAUUUAUAAUAAGGAAAAAAGCAAAAAUAGUAGUUACCUUGGCAAAAUUCAGUACGGUGUGGCGGUGUAUGCUGCUUUGUUUAAAGAUACGAAAGGAGGUAAUGGGUACGACAAGACACUUGGUGAAUGGGUGACAGCAAUUGUUGCGACGGAAGCAGUUAAAGGUUGGAUUGACAAGUAUGUUGAGGAAAACAAGGGCAGCGGUUACUUUAGUGGUACCUUGAAAAGUGGAGGGCAUGAAGGAAUUCGUAAUCGUGUUACACCUAUGUUUAAGGUUAAUAUUACAGAAAAAAUUCAAGAGAUCAAGCCAGAUACGUUUGCCUCUAAGAACACUGUGGAAGAGAAGCUGUCUUAUGUUAAAGAAUAUCUCACUAAGUUCUCGAAUGAUGUAAUGAGCAAGGAAGAUGAGAUAAUAAAGGCGAUUGAAGGUCAAAUAAAACACGAUCAUGAUUUGGUUUCGUAUGUUAAAGGUGGAGCUUAUAAACCCUUCUAUCUUAAACACGCCGUUCGAGCCAUCCUUUAUGGUCUGAAAUACGCUGCAGAAAAACUUGCUGAACAGCUUGACAAAUUUGCAAUUACGAAUACAGAUCUUCACACCAAUUUGGCAGCGUCUAUUGCAAACGUGGAAUUAAUCGGCCAACAAUUCGACGCUGAGAAAUCCUUCGGCGCUAAAAUUGAUGGAGCACUGAAGAGCGUUAAACUAGAAAUUAACCAGCUGCAUGGUCAGCUUAACUCCGCUGUAGACGAUAGCGCCAGAGGCGCCUCUAGCGCUAGCAAUGCCAAAGCCGUCGACGACGCCAUAUCAGAAAUGAACAACGUGGCUGAUAAGCAAAUCGGGACGACCCCGCUGGUAGGUGGAGGCACAUCAGGUGAAAGAAUCUCAUCGCUCGGUGUGGACGGCUUUGUGAAAUAUAAACUGCAAGUUAUCCCAGAUAGCGUAUCUGCGGCAGAAAGUGACCCAGAACCUCUCAAGGGCACCCUCCCAGCUGCCAUCAAAAAGAUCCGUGAUCAAGUUAAUGAGUCCUUACAAAACAUUGACGAUCACAUCGGUGAAGCUGCACUGAAGCUGGUUGAUGUCACGAACGGCAUCAGCAAGCUGUGCGGAGACAUCACGUAUGCCGCCCAAACUGAUCCGAGUAGCGCUAGAACAAAAUUGUUGGAGUUGAAAAACACAUACUUUGCAGAUUCCACGGCUGCCAAAAACAGCAUUAAUAAGAUUCAUACACAGCUCAGCAGACUACAGAAAGAUCAAGUGGCGAAUGCCAUCAAAGAGGCGCAGACAUUACUUGGACAUGCCGGUCCGGCCGGUGACGCAACAAUCCGGGUAUUGGAAAAGCAGGUAAAACACGACGUGGAUAUUGCUCAGCAGACUUUGACCACCCACGCCCGCAAGCAGUAUGUAAACUUGCUGAAGUUUGCGCUCCAGAAGUUCGCGGAGAAAAUCACGACCGAACUGCAACCUCUGCAAAACGCGAUCUCAGACGACCUGGAACACGGGCACAAGAAAUUCAUGAAUAUAUUCGCUGACACUGUCCUGGAUAAAACCAAAGACAUCGACGCCAUUGACACCACUUCCUCUAAGAAGGAGCGUUAUCCGCUGAGCAAGGCGGCCGAUAUAUGCAAGGACGCGGUCAAAGGUUUUUUCGGCACUCUUCAAAAACAUAACGAUUUCACGUCCGACGUUGAUAAAGUAUCCCCGUCCACAAGUUCACUCAGGACAUUGUUUAGUAAACUGCAUCACGCUAAACAUUUCAACAAAGAAUUCAGCGACAACUUAGAGUCACUUGCCAACGAGCUCCGCGGACUCAACCCUAAAGCGUACGGGGAGGGCAACAACCCUUGGCUUUUCGAGUCGCUUAAGAAGGGCCUGUCACUUUUGGUCGAGGAGUUUGGCAAAACAUACAUAUCGACGUACUCGCAAGAAACCAUCGAGUGGGAACAGGGCACAGCUGACGAGAAGCUGAAGUAUGCCAAAGUGCUCUUCACGAUGGCGCCCUUCAUAUAUCAUGAGUUGACUGAGCUCAAAGAAGGCCUGGAGAGGAAAGAUGACAAAUGGAAUCUACAUGGCAUAUAUAAUACAUCAGACGCUAAUCAGAACUUGCACGCCCUUUUCUUCCGUGAGAACGGUUACGAUGUUGGUCUACCUGACGAUGCCGCGCACGGCGCACUUAACCACAGGGAGACGUUGAAAGGUAGUACCAUCCUGCGCUAUCUUACUGCUGACAAAUAUCAGCUGUUCAAGCAGACCGCCACUGCCUUGUCAUCAUCUGGUGACAAUGAAGGUGGACUGACAGUGCAGUUGGAAGAGGAGAACGGUGUGAUCAGGAGAUUGUACGAUUGCCUGCAUACGUACUCGAAAGUCUGCCACUUGAUUAUCCACCCGAAAACUAGACCACCGUGCUCCGUUUACGAAAUUCUCGUCUGGUGCUGCGGCCUGCAGUUCAACCCCGUGUACGGCAAGCUGAAGGCGCACAUUGAAUCUGAGUUCAUGAAGGACGACAAGCAACGGCCGGGUACUAAAACGCUGCAGCCCUUCGAUGCGCACCCAUAUCCAGUCAAGUACACUGACGUUGUCGACGAGCUCUACAAUGUGUCUGCCCACUCCCACGCCGUCCUCACCGCUAUCCUAGGCCACGGUCACAAGGACGGAAUCUACGCGUGUGAUUUCUCCAGCAACUCGCUGAAGUUAGACUACCCUAGCAACAUGAUUCAACUGCUGUGUACGUUGUUCGACCAGCUCAAGCGCCUCUACCACCAGCUGUACUUCCUGCUGCAGCAGUGUAGGCACAACGCACAGCUCAGCGGCUGGAAGGACUGUCACUACGGCAAGUACAUCGGUGGGUCGGGCUGGCAGUGCAACACAAAGCAAUGCCCUAAGCAAGACUGCGACCAAAGGCACGACCAAAGUGGCAACCAAAGGAAUGAGCAAUAUCCCAACUGCGGCGUCAAGUCGCCACUGCAAUCGUUCUUGGAGGACGGUUUGAAAGGCCACCUGCCGCAUUCGGUGUCAGCUAGGGGAUCCAGUCUGUCAUGUGGCACGUGUGGUAGCACACCUGGUAUGCCGUGCAGAACGCCAAUGGGCUUCGCUGACAUCAGUGCCAUUGCGUCGCAUACGAUGAUGGGCCGGAAUAUAUGCGAGGUGCUUUACUAUUUCUGUGGGAGUGCAAAAUCUCCUCUUACUAAACUGUGCGGUUACUUGAACUGCCUUCUGCCUAGUGCGCCGAAAACGCUGGCGGACAUGUUCAGCUUCUACUAUCAUCUCACCGAUCGCUGGGGUAUGCAUGGUCAAGAGCAUAAGAAAGAUGCAUUUGACGAGCAAGUUAAAGCUGCCAAUUUCGGACGUCAGUAUACUGCGUUGAACGUCUACCACUUAUUUACCCCUAGUCACUCAGCAUUGAAGAAAGGCCACUCCGAUGGCAGCCUGGGCAGUCUCGUAUGCUUAUCACGGGACGCCGUCGUAUGCGGUCCUUAUCUGCGGCCCAUCAGUCACGCCAUCUACGAGACGUUCUCGUCAAAACACGCCGAUAAGUAUUUGUCGUGGAUCGUUUACCUGACGGCAUCGUUCUACGAUCUGCUUAAGAAAUUGUAUGAUGAGUGCAAUUCCAAAUGCGGUUCCAGGGGAUCGAAUUGCCACGUGAAAGCGUGCGUCAAGGAGUGUCCUACUACAUCCAAACAAGAUCCGCCACGAUAUCACGAUACCAAAUGCAAAUCCAUUGUAAGCUGCAAUGCUACGCUGCCAACAUUGGCAAAAUACGGAUUCGUUUUCGGCAACCCAGAAAAGCUAGACGGAAGUGAACGAUCGCAAACGAAACGCACGUGCAGAGAUCUCUGUACAGUAUUUGCGGAGGCAUUUGAGGAAGACUCACAUCUUGUGAAGUUUUUCAAAGCCAUUGAUAAUUUCAUAUUCACCAUCAGAGAGCCGUUUAUAUGGCUCAACGUCGCACUCUGGCUCCUCUCUUUCCUCUACCUCACCCACAUCAUGGUCAUCCGCCUCGACCUGCUCCACAUCAAAUCGCACUUACAUAGUCCCUCAUCACAUCGCAUCGCUGCUCAAUCACUACUCGCUGCCGCACGUGUUAACAAACUUAACAGAGUGUUUUACCUGCAACCAUAA
Messenger RNA from Babesia bigemina, 5613 nucleotides. RefSeq lists its product as hypothetical. Bases 1 to 5613 code for a protein of 1870 amino acids. Lineage: Eukaryota; Apicomplexa; Aconoidasida; Piroplasmida; Babesiidae. The transcript has a single exon. The record is from RefSeq and is a predicted model, not a curated record.